Drosophila biarmipes is the source of this 3128-nucleotide messenger RNA. RefSeq names its product ankyrin-3. Gene Ontology annotation, cellular component: cytoplasm. The record is from RefSeq and is a predicted model, not a curated record. The transcript is spliced from 4 exons. Gene Ontology annotation, molecular function: protein binding. Gene Ontology annotation, biological process: intracellular signal transduction. Bases 347 to 2362 code for a protein of 671 amino acids. NCBI's taxonomy places the organism in Eukaryota, Metazoa, Arthropoda, Insecta, Diptera, Drosophilidae.
AUAUCGAAAAGAAGAAGAAGAGCAAGAGCAUAGGAAGAACGAAAAGUUUUUGUAAUUUGGAAAUAAACCCGAUCCCAAUGUCCGGAUGCGAUGCAUUUAGCCUGUAAACGCACCACAGGGAUGUGGAAUUCCGUGACCGAAGCCUCCGGAGUAGCUUCUCGCCUUCCAGCCGUCGUCCAGUGCUGAUCUGGGCGGAUGUUUCAGGGCUCUUAUUGAUUUUUACGGUUUCGGAACUGAUACGCAUUUUGCCGUUGGCCGAUCUUCCCCGGAAACUGCGUUGCAGGAGGAUCGAGCAUGAGAGUGCGGUGCUAGUGGGCCGGAGGGAAUACAAACAAGAGCCCAAGCCAUGGGCGGCUCCGUGAGCCAGGUGUUCCGCUCCGGAUCCGCACUCCUCUCGCAUCGCGAUGGCAAGCUGUCGAAGGCCACCGAGGAGACCAUCCAGACGCUGUUCGACAUCCUGCGCGCCAACCCCAAGGUGUCGCUGCAGACGCUCGAGAGCCUGCUCAUCCAGAUACCCAAGAACGAGAACAUCCUGGCCAUGCACGACGACUAUGGCUACAACAUCCUGCAGCGCAGCGUUGGCCUCAACCACAUCGAUCUCACCAAGUGGCUUCUGCACCGCCACCGCCCGGACGUGAACCGCUCGCCCUGCUCCCUGCCCCUGCACAUCGCCACCCUGCGUGGCUACGAGGAGUGCGUGGAGCUGCUUUUGCGACACGGCGCUCGUAUCGACGUGGACACCAGGAUGUGCUUUCCCGGCGCCCACACUCGCAACUGCGAGGAGAGCGGCAAGUGGCACAACAACGUGGACGACGUCAGCGAGCGGCUGAACACCAAGCUGCAGAACGCCCUCUACUACGCCAUCGACGGGGAUCAGUACAACGUGCUCAGCCUGCUGACCCAGAAGAUGGAGGAGCCAUGGAUCCCUUUCCGCGUAAAAAAGCCGUUGCUGCACCUGGCCUGCGAACGCGGCGCCUGGAAUUGCGUCCAGCAGCUGGUAGUAACGCGCUCGGAGGAAAUCAAUCUCAUCAUGGACGAGUAUUACCCGAUUCACCACGCCGUGCUCCAUGACGGCCGAUUCCUCGAGCUUCUCAUCCAUCAGGGCGCUAUCACAACUGUACGGACUUGCACCCAGCAGAUGACCCUGCUGCACGUGGUUAUCUUCGCUGCUCGCAAAUCUGCGGACGAUACCCUAGCCACUCUUCGCAUCCUGCUGGAACGUGGCUGCAAGGAGCUUAUCAACGCGCCCGACUCCCUGGGAAACACCCCGUUGCACGCCUUGAUAGUGCGCUAUGCCCUGGAGGAAGCUCGCUAUGGCUACGACAAGUGGAGCAAGUGGGACGUCCUUCAUCUAGUUCGAUUCCUGCUGCAGAACGGGGCCAAACAGUCGAUCAAUCAGGCGGGAAACAGUGCCAUGGCCUGUGUGUUUCGACAUCUACGGGAUUGGGAAGUCUGCUACGAGCUGUUAAACAUGCUCAUCAAGGAAAAUGGGGAUCCCAACAUCGUCGGGAGAGAUGGAUCUGUGCCCAUCAUGGUUCUGCUAGUGCCAUUAAUUAAUAAGGAUCACCUGCAUCAUUUCACGCACUCAAUGAAGGUCUGCUAUCUGAACUGCAUCCGCAUGCUGCUGCAGCAUGGAGCCAAUCCCAAUUGCUCCUACCGCGCCAACCUCAAGCCGCUGCACGUGCUCGUGUUCACGGUGAGCGAGAACUUUACGCUCAACUGCGACGCCCAGAAGCGCACAAACUUCGACUUCAUCAAGAACAUCCUGCUGAUGCUGCUUCAGCACGGCCUGGACUGCAAUAAGACAUAUCAGCACAUUCUGCAGGCGGUGAUGGACAUGGUGCAGAAUGUGCGCACCUGCCACGACAUGGAAUGCGUCUACGAGCUGACGUUGACGCUAAUCCAGUACGGGGCAGAUCCCAAUAUUGUGCUGAGCGGCAAGACUACGCCCGGCACCGCCAUCUUCUCCAACGAGCUGGCCACCUUCCGAAGUUCGUUCCGCACCAAUUCGUGCUACCUGCUUUUCUACUACAUUAUCCUGAUCACGAAGAAGGAGUUCAUCCUAAACGAUCCGCACGCGACGUACACGCGUGUGAUACACCUCUUCUACCUGACCAUGCAGCACGAGCCGCUCUUCAAUUGCCUCAAGGCGCUGCACAACUUUUACGUGGCCCAGGUGCCCAGCAAGAAGACGGAGCAGCUGAUAGCCCUGAUCUCGUCGCUCUAUCGUCGGCCGCGCAGCCUGAAGCAGCUGUCCCGCUGGGCCAUCUACGAGGCGAUGAACCGCAAGUUGGCCCAGAACAUCAACCGCCUGAACCUGCCCGGUCCGCUCAAGGACUAUGUGCUGCAGUUCGAGAGGUAGCGAGUGGAGCGGCCCAAGGACCAAUGAAUCCCAACCGCAGAGAACUAGAGUCAAUCACUACUGUUGCCCCUAGGCUAUGUAAUGUUUAAUACGCAUAUUCGCCUACACCAGUAGGUAUGUAGUUACGCAAUAAUUACGAACUAUCAGGCCUGUUUCGGGUUGCCCUACUCCUUUGAUAUCGACAAAUGGAUAGAUAUGUAAAAAUUUUUUUAACAUCUUGGUAUUUCGCUGAAUUCUCCUUGAUUAAUGCUCGAAAGAGAUAUGUUUGAACCGGAACAGGCCCGUAUAUGAUAUAUGGAAACGCUUAAACGUACCUAGACACGACAUAAAACACACUCGAGAAGCCAAUUUAAAUAUUGUCAAAUCAAACACGUGCAAUUUCUUUGAUACGAAUCUAUUGAUACUAUUGUGAGGGAGGAACGCUCAUCUAUGUUUUGUAAUUCUAUACGUACAACUUUGUGAACUGUAAUGCGCUUUACACUAUACAAGCACGUCCCGCCCCCGCACCUUCCGCCCUCACCCCUCUCCAGAGCCCCCUCUCAUGCUGCAUAAGUUAUAGGACAUAAACUUAAGGCUGUUUUUUGACAAACAUUUCGGGUGUUUUAGAAUUUUGUAUAUUCGAACGCAAUCGAAGGAGCGAGACGUUAUGUAAUUAUUAUUGUAACUAUUAUUAUUGUUGCUAAACCGUUGUUAAUCUCUGUAUCUAUAAUGUCAUUUUCAAUCGAAUUGAUAACGCUAUCGAUCAAUAAAUAAACAUAAACUUUCA